This is a messenger RNA of Perognathus longimembris pacificus (Pacific pocket mouse), 1452 nucleotides long. It is a transcript of the gene Txndc12, whose product is annotated as thioredoxin domain containing 12. The transcript is spliced from 7 exons. The record is from RefSeq and is a predicted model, not a curated record. Lineage: Eukaryota; Metazoa; Chordata; Mammalia; Rodentia; Heteromyidae. Gene Ontology annotation, cellular component: endoplasmic reticulum. Bases 149 to 667 code for a protein of 172 amino acids.
CUUCCUUUAAAGUUUGGGGGAAAAAAAAAAAUCUGUGAAGGCGAAAAGGGGUUGGGCUGAGCCGUCGGUUGGGAACCUUCUUGCGAGUCUUCUGCUAAGAACCCGACCGGGAGUCCGCUCAGCCCGGUGUCCCUGCGCACCGACUGCCAUGGAGCUGAGCCUUCGUCCCGGGGCCACCUGUUUGCUGGGCUUCAGUUUGCUGCUUCUCGUCUCCUCUUCCGUUGGACACAUUGGGCUUGGAAAGGGUUUUGGAGAUCAUAUUCAUUGGAGGACACUAGAAGAUGGGAAGAGAGAAGCAGCUGCCAGUGGAUUGCCUCUGAUGGUGAUUAUCCAUAAGUCUUGGUGUGGAGCUUGCAAAGCAUUAAAACCCAAAUUUGCAGAAUCUACAGAAAUUUCGGAACUUUCUCAUAAUUUUGUUAUGGUAAAUCUGGAGGAUGAAGAGGAACCCAAGGAUGAAGAUUUCAGUCCUGAUGGGGGAUAUAUUCCACGCAUCCUUUUCUUGGAUCCCAGUGGCAAGGUGCGUCCUGAAAUCAUCAAUGAGAGUGGAAAUCCGAGCUACAAGUAUUUCUAUGUCAGUGCUGAGCAAGUUGUUCAGGGGAUGAAGGAAGCUCAGGAAAGGCUGACUGGUGAUGCUUUCAGAGAGAAACAUCUUGAAGAUGAGUUAUAAUACGAACAUAUAUUGCUUCUUGUGGCAAAAUUGGUAUUCUGAAAGGAAAACUGCAGCAGAGGGAAUAUUGAGGAAUCAUCCAGAACAACUAAACUGACCAGAAAACCUUGCUACCACUUACACUAUCUUGCCUGGCGCUAUCUUGCCUGGAUGAGGACUGCUAAUUGAAGCUGGUCUGUGUUUUGUGGAAAUAGCAUCUUGAAGCAGAUUUCCUUCUCCUACUUCCUAUUAGCUAAAUGUCUAUUUGCCUGGGAAUAUGAAGAGUGAAACCUUUUGACACAAAACUUGAGCCACUUGUCACACACCAGAAUUUGAGUCUUUAUCCAUUUUCUUCCACUUGACUCACCGUGGUGGUGAAAAGAAGACCAGUAGCAACUUUUCUACAGUGUUCAGUUCAUGGGAAUAUCUUAUCAGUUUUUAAGAAAACAGCAAAUUCUAAAUGCAAAUCAGCAAUUCUGCUCCCUAUCAGGGAGAUCGGCCUGGUUUGUUUUUUUUUCCCCCCCUCUCCAUUUCUACUGGGAAUAAUCUUAAAUCUCUGCACCUGCCUUCCUCUUGUCCUGCUCUGGCUUUCCUGCUUGCACGCACAUGUGCACAGGAAUGGCCGUGUGCUAGGGCUCAGUUCCAGCUGGAAGCAUGCUUUCCCUGUUACUGUUGGAGAAACCCAGGCCUCUGUGCCCUAUGUGGAGCCAUUUUUGUCAAGUCAUCAACUGUAUUUUUAUACUGGGGUUAACAAAUAUAAAAGAUAAACUAUUAAUUGUACCAUUAAACUUUAAUAAAACUUUUAA